Messenger RNA from Theobroma cacao (cacao), 1622 nucleotides. The record is from RefSeq and is a predicted model, not a curated record. NCBI's taxonomy places the organism in Eukaryota, Viridiplantae, Streptophyta, Magnoliopsida, Malvales, Malvaceae.
CUUCAUCUCGUGAAUUCAAAGCCAUGCACCUGAUUCUAGGCAAGCGUGACGAACUGAUCGUCUGCAUUACUAUUUACUGCACCUCUAGUUUUAUAUAAAGCUUGCGUGAGCAGAAGUUUUCUGAUCUGGCUACCUCUCCACAGUAUGGCUCAACAUUGCUUCAUCAAGUUCCUUGAAGCUAGCCAUGUCUCUCCACCGCCGGGCUCAGUUCCCACGACCUCUCUUCCUCUCACUUUCUUGGACACCCUAUGGAUUUCUUGCUGUCAUAUACAACGCCUUUUCUUCUACAAAUUCCCCUACCCGACCUCCCAUUUCCUGCAUAACGCUCUCCCCAAUCUCAAAACAUCUCUCUCACUCACUCUGCAACAUUUCUUCCCUUUUGCAGGCAAUCUCAAGUUGCCUCCACUUCCUCAAAGGCCUUAUAUUUACUAUGCCGAUGGUGAUUCUCUCCCGUUUGUUGUCAUUGAAUCCACAGCAGACUUCAAGCAUCUGAUCACAGGCAAUCGUCCAAGACAUGCUCAGGAUUUAGAAGAUCUCGUUCCCAACUUGCCACCGCCAAGUAUGUCCUCCGAUGGCGACAAUAUUUGCAAGCAGCAGCCGCUUAUGGCCAUCCAAGUCACUGUCUUUCCUAAUGCCGGUAUUUCCAUAGGUAUCACCUUCUGUCAUGUUGCAGCUGAUGGGAGGGCCUUUGGUCAUUUCACCAAGUCCUGGGCAUCUAUUUGUAGGUCACUAGGGGACUCAACUUCUGUUCGCAAUAUUAUUUCCCCACCUAACUAUAGCAGGGAUUUGAUCCAAGAUCCUCGAGGAAUUUGGACCAUUUUUCUCAAAGAAUUAUAUGAUUGGGAGACUUUGGAAAGAAUGACUCCAACAGACAAUGUUCGAAUCACGCCUGUAAUCAACAAAUCCCAUGUUGAGAUGUUGAAAACAUGGAUUGCAAGAAAGUAUGUGGAAGAGACCGAGAAGGAGCCGCCCAGAUUGUCAACGUUUGUGGUAACCACUGCUUUCAUGUGGGUUUGUUUGGUCAAACUGAAACAAAGUAAUAAAACUCCUGAUCAACGUUUAAGAAAUGAUGAUGCGAUUUGCGUCUUUACUUUUCUAGCUGAUUGUAGGUACCGCCUAAGAUUGCCCACAAAUUAUUUUGGAAACUGUCUAGAACCGUGUGUUGCAACAGCAAAAAGAAGUGAGCUAAUUGGAGAAAAUGGGAUGGUUGUGGCUGCAAAGGCUAUUGGAAGAGAAAUUCUGGAGUUCGAGAAAGAACCAUUGAGAGGGGCAGCGACUUGGAUAUCAAGUGGAAAGGAAGUCUUACGUAAAUGUGAACACUACAUAACACUUGCAGGAUCGCCAAAACUGCGAGUUUACGAGACAGAUUUUGGGUGGGGAAGACCAGCAAAGAGUGAGGUCGUUCACCUUGGUUCUCAAGGAUCGAUUGCCAUUGCUGAGAGUAGUGAUGAGGAAAGUGGCGUUGAAUUUGGCGUACCCCUUGCUCCAGAUGAAUUCGACAAAUUCAAUGCUAUUUUUGAGCAAGGUUUAUUGAACCUGUGUAAAUAAAUUGUUGUACGAUGGAGCGGUUGGUUGGUUUAUGUGAUGUUUGCUUCUACUUAAAACAUUAAAUAAUCAAAUGU